This is a messenger RNA of Lampris incognitus (smalleye Pacific opah), 1911 nucleotides long. It is a transcript of the gene ppm1e, whose product is annotated as protein phosphatase, Mg2+/Mn2+ dependent, 1E. Gene Ontology annotation, molecular function: cation binding; protein serine/threonine phosphatase activity. NCBI's taxonomy places the organism in Eukaryota, Metazoa, Chordata, Actinopteri, Lampriformes, Lampridae. The record is from RefSeq and is a predicted model, not a curated record. The transcript has 7 exons. The coding region runs from base 1 to 1911 and encodes 636 amino acids. Gene Ontology annotation, biological process: negative regulation of protein kinase activity; protein dephosphorylation.
AUGGCGGGCUCUGCAACAGAGGAGAAAACCUUCCGACGGUUCUUGGAGCUCUUCCUCCGGGAGAUGAGACCCCCUCUCCAGGAGAACGACCCGCUGCCGAUGCGCCCUUUGACAGACCUCAUCUCGGAGGACGAAGUGGAAGGGGAAUGCCUCGACCUGUGUGUUCAACACUUGUACAAAUAUAACUGUCCCUGCUCCCUGGCUGCAGCUCUGGCUCGGGCCACGGCAGACAGCGUCCUGCAGAGUGACCUGUCCAUACACCACGUCAACAAGACAGUGGAGGACGGAGCAGACCCUCUACCCCAGCUGGAGUCAGUGAAGUUAGCGCGGCUGGUCUUUAACAGGCUGUUUGAAAUGUGCUGCCUCUGGCUGAAGGACUUUCCCUACCGCCGUCGGCCUCAGCCCUACUACGAAACCUCAAUUCAUGCCAUCAAGAACAUGAGGCGCAAGAUGGAAGACAAGCACGUCAUCAUACCCGACUUCAACACUCUCUUUAACAUCCACGAUCAGGAGGAGCAGGCUUUCUUUGCAGUGUUUGACGGGCACGGAGGUGUGGAUGCUGCCAUAUAUGCUGCCAACCAUCUUCAUGUUAACCUGGUCCGCCAGGAAACCUUCAGUCAGGAUGCAGGAAAUGCCCUUUGCCGAGCUUUCAAACUCACCGAUGAGCGUUUUGUCCAGAAAGCCUCACGAGAGAAUCUGCGCUGUGGCACUACAGGAGUGGUGACUUUCCUCCGGGGCAAGACCCUGUAUGUGGCCUGGCUUGGCGACUCCCAGGUCAUGCUGGUCCGAAGGGGACAGGCUGUUGAGCUGAUGAAACCUCACAAGCCUGACAGAGAGGAUGAAAAGCAGAGGAUUGAAGCUCUGGGAGGCUGUGUCAUCUGGUUUGGAACAUGGCGGGUCAAUGGCAGUCUGUCUGUUUCCAGAGCCAUAGGCGACUCAGAGCACAAGCCUUAUAUCUGCGGCGAUGCGGACCACAGCAUCUUCCCGCUGGAUGGCUCUGAGGACUACCUGAUUCUGGCCUGUGAUGGCUUUUGGGACACGGUGAGCCCAGACGAGGCUGUGAGGGUGGUCACAGACCACCUCCAGGAGAAUGCUGGAGACACUGCCAUGGUGGCCCAUAAGUUGGUGGCCUCGGCGCGAGACGCGGGCUCCAGCGACAACAUCACUGUCAUCGUGGUCUUCCUUCGGGACCCACGCUUCCCACCACCCACCACUGCUGAGGAGGAGGACGAGGAAGGUGCGGCUGAGCAGGAGGUUGAGGAGGAGGAGGUGGCGGAGGCGGAGGAAGAGGAAGAGGAGGAGGAAGAGGAAGAAGAAGCUGUGAGGAUGGAGCGUGGUGGUGGCGAGGGAGGGAGCACGGCGGACAUUGGGGGGAAGGGCCGUGGUGGUUGGCCCUUGCAGCAGUGCUCCGCACCGGCUGACCUGGGCUAUGAAGACCGCAUGGACUCCUUCACAGAUAGAACCAGCCUUAGCCUGCUGGGGCCCUCACUGGGAGUAGAAGAGGAGGGCAGGAUCAUACUGCCCCCAGCAUCCUCUGUGGGGCCUUCCCUAGGCCUCACCGCAGAUCUCUUCUCAGCCUGGGGACCAGGAGCAGUCUGCCACCACUACCAAGAAGAAGGCUUAUUGAGGCCCAGGCCCAAGUCCUGUGUCCCUGCCUUCCAGGAGCCCAACACUCCUGCCUCUACGGACCCGCUGUGGCCCCAAGUGGCUACCCUGUUGAACCAGGCAGGGAGGCAAACCCGGAGAAUGGUGUGUGCAAGUCCCCGGUGGGGCCCAAAGUGUAUUGGCAGAACCCCAAAGGAGCUGCCAGGGCUGCUGCGCUCUUGUCGCACGGUGCCCUACUCUCACCGCUGGCCUGACCGGAGGCCUGGGGUCGCACUGCCUCACUUGCCCGACGACACCACCAUCUGA